Messenger RNA from Thermothelomyces thermophilus ATCC 42464, 1723 nucleotides. RefSeq lists its product as uncharacterized. The transcript has a single exon. The coding region runs from base 97 to 1629 and encodes 510 amino acids. The record is from RefSeq and is a predicted model, not a curated record. Lineage: Eukaryota; Fungi; Ascomycota; Sordariomycetes; Sordariales; Chaetomiaceae. Gene Ontology annotation, molecular function: protein binding.
AAAAACUGGAGAAGCCGGUGCGGUUUCCUUCGAAUCCAAACCAUUCGUGGCAGGAAAGGAACCUUGAAAGAGAACAGCGAUCACGACACGAUCACAAUGGCGAAGAGGAAAAGAGAAGCCGCUCAGGACGGGGAUCAUGCAGAAGCUAAGGGCUCGACGAAGAAGACUAAUGCAUCAGCCAAAACGCCACGGUCAACAGCCUUCAAGCUCGACAGAGAUGCCCCAGUGACAAUCCAAAUCAUCGCGGGGUCGUACGACCGUGUCCUCCACGGCGUCACAGCAACAGUUAAGCCGGCCAUGGCCGUGGAGUCUGCGGAAAAGAGCAAGAAGAAGGCGAAUGACAGUUCACCACUGCCGAAGCGGCAGCAACAACAGCGAGUUGAGUUUGCCGAUACCUUUCUUUUCAACGCGCACAACUCGGCCAUCCGUUGCCUCGCGCUCUCCCCGCCGUCGGCGCCAGCGCCGGGCCAGUCGCAGAAGGUCGUGCUCGCGACGGGGAGCACCGACGAGCGCAUCAACCUCUACAGUAUCUCGGCGCACCCGCCGUCGGCGCGCGCCGCAGAUGAGCAGAAGCUCCUCUCGUCGCUUGCGCCCCGGCCGAUCCUCGAGAACCCCAAGAAUCGCGAGCUGGGGACGCUGCUGCACCACACGUCCAACAUCACCCGCCUCGUGUUUCCCAACCGGUCCAAGCUGCUCUCGGCGGCGGAGGACUCGACCAUCGCCGUGACGCGUUCGCGCGACUGGACCCUGCUGCACACGUUCAAGUGCCCCAUCCCCAAGCCGACGGGCCGCCCGAGUGGGGAUACCGCGCCGCUGGGCGGGACCCCUUCGGGCGUGAACGACUUCGCGGUGCACCCGAGCAACAAGAUCAUGAUCAGCGUGAGCAAGGGGGAGCGGUGCAUGCGGCUGUGGAAUCUGGAGACGGGCAAGAAGAGCCGCGUGCUGAACUUUGAGCGCACUGCUCUGAGCGAGCUUGGAGAGGGCAAGCACUCGACUGGGGAGGCAAGAAGGAUCGUGUGGGGGAGCUCGAGGGGCGGGGAAGACGAGUUCGCGGUGGGCUUCGACCGGGACGUCCUGGUGUACGGGAUGGACUGCGUGCCCAAGUGCCGGCUCAUGGGGGAUAUCAAGACGAAGGUGCACGAGUUCCGCUACGUGGAGACGGACGCGAGCAGGGAGGAAACGGUGCUGGCGGUGUCCACGGAGGAUGGGAGGGUCUUGUUCUUCUCGACGGCUACAGAGGAUUUGGCCGAGCCGCCUCGGGACAAGACGCUCCGGGUGGCUAAGCUGGUCGGACGGCUGGGGGGCAAGGAGGCUGGAGUGUCCGGGAGGGUCAAGGAUUUCUCAGUCCUGCCGGUGGAGGACGAGGACGGCAGGCGGUCCUUCUUCAUCGUCACUGCCAGUAGUGACGGACGGAUCCGGCUAUGGCAUCUGGAUGCUGCCGACCUGGACGCUUCAGGCCAGACGCCCAGGCAGGUCGGCAAGCUUCUGGGAAUGUACGAGACGCAAAACAGGAUCACAUGUGUGGCCGCCUUUGUCAUGAUCCCCCGGCCGCAGGGGGUGGAGGAGAGCGAGUACGAGUUUGAGUCUGACGAAUCGGAGGAGGAUAGCGAUGAUGAGGAUGAAGAGUGAUAGGGCUGGGAGGGAGCGUUUUGUUAAUUUGAUUGACCGAUGGGUUCACUAGAACUGGAACCUUUUUUCCUGCUUAGGGCCGUCUAGGAGGUUG